GUUUCCAUCGUUUCCAUCUUCGUGUGAGGGGGAAAAACGAUGUCCGGUAACGCCCCAAAAUUCUGGCAGCUCACUUGUAUAUGUCUUCAUCUCUUUCACGCAUUGUCCCCUCCGUCCUUGCGUGUAACAAAGUAUUCGAUAAACUGAUCUCGCCGAGUACGAUUUACUCAAAGCCUGACAGAAAAUAUAUUAUGAAUUUAUGUAUAAACCGUGGUUAAAGUAGAUACAAAGUUAAAAGAAUCGUUUGUGCAUUGUGAAAGUGUUUCGUCGGAGUAAUUUAAACGCGACGGUAGUUCGAUGUAGCUAGUAUGAAGCCGCGCCGUUUCCGUAUCGAUUUUCUGUUUAAGCUGCAUUAUAUUACUAUUUAAAUCGUGAAUGCGGUCUACAAAUCUUAAAACCGUAUUUGUUUUUGUGAUUUUCAUUAUAGCUGAACAAUGAAUUGUGUAAAGUGAUUGAUUAUUGUAUUUUUAUUAGUGUUCAAAAUUUUAUUUUACUAGUUCGAUGUAACAAGGCCUAUUGUCCACACCAUUAACGAAUGCAAUAAAGAAGCAAUAAUAGUUCCUAUAUAUUAUAGUGUGAUAGUGUAAUUUCGGUAACCUUAUGCACUGAAAUGAUUUUGUCUCCAUUGUUUUGGGAGUGGUUUAACAUUUGGCUUGUUCAAGUUUUAAAAAACUUGUAUAAUGAAAUUAAAAUGGUGGCACUGAGAGGAUCAGACAGUUCUCUGAAUUCAUUGCAGCAUGGAUGUAUGAAUCAGGGAAAUCAUUCGCAGCAUGGCCCAAUUGAUGUAACGCAAAACUUGCAAUCGUCUUUUAGCAUACCGCAAACGACGGUUACUCCACAUAUCAACAUAAAUCAAAUAAAUUUACCGAAUCUGAAUAACGUUUUGGUGCAAUAUAUACCGCAGCAUACCAAUGGUAACUCUCAUAAGCACGAACAGUCAUCAUCACGAUACUCAAGCUCUAAUUGUCAACUGCCCUCACAUCAUUACAGAGUGGUGACACAAACGCGGCCGGUAGAAUGUUAUCACCCCACAGGCGCCGCUGGUACUCAGUAUAUACCGAAUACAACCGGCGUGGCGCAAACAUCGGCACAACCUACAUUAAGAGUCCAGCCUACGCCUCAGCCAUCGGCACCACCGACACCCCAGCAGGACAUAUCGAAAACAACUAUGGCGGGUCACAACUACCCAUCCCAAAAUCAGAGUUCUGCUAAUUCAAGGGCAUCCCAAUAUGGAAACUUCCCAUACAGACAACAACAGCAACAACCACAAACUACGAGAUCUUCGACACAUCCGAGGCAACAACAACAACAGCAACAACAACAACAACAACAACAGCAGCAGCAGCAGCAGCAGCAGCAACAACAACAGCAACAGCAGCCUCCAUAUAUACCUGGUGCUACAGCGACUACAGGGCCUGUUGUCUAUCCCUUAAUGUUUCAACCCCCUAUUAACAUCCAGAGUUUUCAACAACCAAGAUCGAGUGCUCCAUAUUAUCCAUACGUUGGUUACAUUCCGGGGUACAACACACCACCCGGUCAUACACCACAAUAUUACUACACACCCAACAGUCCCCAACUACCAAGUCAAAAUGCUCAGUCAAAUCCUCCAAGUAGAAACAAUCCUACGACAUUAGUGGGAGCUCAGUGUACUUCAUCAGUGGUUACAGCGCCGACACCAACUCUUCCGUUGCAGCAACCUCCAACACACAUCCAUCCUGCAAUGUCUGGUACACGAGCGAAUACUCAGAAACACAGUCGCAGGCUUGCAAUCAUUCACCCUGUUACACGUCACAAUAUACUAACCGAAAUUUGUUCUAACGAUAAUUAUGUUAAUGACACCAAUGAUAGGCAAACACCGCAACCCGAACCAACGCCUAAUUUUGCUGAGGAAUUUAAUAGAAGAGUUUAUGAAGUCGCUAAACAACCUAGUGAUAGUGUAACGAAAACGAACGUGACAAAGAAUGUCGAAUUGCCAAUAUCUUCCAUGAGUAACGUUCUAUCUCAAUCAAAUGCAAUAAAUUAUACUAAUAGUGGUAAUAAUAAGUCUGAAAUAUAUUCUAUAAAUGAGAGUAAAAUUUUGGGACCUGAUGUUGCUGUUGAAACUAGCGAAACGCCAAUUGUAUCAGCAAUAUCAGACAGUCCUGUUAUAGUGCCUAAAAUGCCUAUGAAUGUUAAGCAACUUCAAAAGAAUAGUGAUCAAUCUAUAGUUUUAGAUACUAAUGAAAAUAUACCUCUUAAGCAACACAAAAGCAAAAACGUGCCUCAAAUUGAAGAUUUUGAUAAAUCGUCUAAUAAUAUUAGUGUAAAUAGCAUGAAUUCAGCUGCGAAUACUAGUUUAUUGCAACCGGUGUCUUCCUUUACAAACAACAUAAUGGGAGUCCACCAUAAUGCGCCUGUUCAAGCAGUUGCUCCUGUAAUGUCAAUACUCACGCCUGUAACCGUCCCAGCGCAUUCUCAGACUAUUGUUACUCCUACAAAUACACAAGGAAUGUGUCCCUCCUAUUUAAAUACUCCACAAAAUCAAAUAAUACGAGAAACUAAAGAACGAUUGAAAUCUGAAGAACAAGAAAGAAUUGAAUACGACACAACUAAUUUAGAAAAAGAAACUUCGUUCACAACCAUUAGAUCUAAUGGCCCUGCAUCUUUAGUGAUUAGUUCAGUUGAUAGUUUAUCAAAUACUACCAACCCUCCAACUAGUCAAAAAAUUAUAAGUGAAGAAUCAACGAAAAACAUAGAAAUUGUUAAUAAAAUUAUCAACCAAGAAACUGAAACUACAGUUGUUGAACCUAAAACUGAGGUGUUAACGAAUAAAACGAAGACUCACAUUGAUAAUACUAAUCCUAAAAUAACUCAAGAGCCUUUAUCAAGUUUUGAAAAUAUUAUUAAAAUACCAGGCUCUGAACUUGAUAACAAAGAAACAUCCAGUGCAUUUGAUGCUCAGACAAAGUUGACCCAAAGUAUAUCAAGUGUUUUACGGGUCCAACAACAAUCUGACUGUAAAAUGAAAGAUAUUAAUCUUAAUAGUAAGGCUACAGAUCCUGACAAAGCUAAUGGAAAUACUACUGAACCUUUAAGCGAAACUACUAAAGAAGACCUGAAUAAAAAUGAUAAAGCCUUAAAAAAUCAAAAGAAUAAUAACAAAAAAUCAAAGAAAAUGGCCAAUAAUAACAAAGAAUCAGAGUCCUAUGAAAAUGGUAAAGAUGAGACUGAUAAAGUAGUUAAUAUAGAAGACACCUUGAAUGAGGAGUCUGAAGCUAAACCAACAACUGAGAAAAUUGAGGCUCCACCAGCACAACCUGUAUUUAUUCCUAAAUACAAGUAUAGUGAAGAUCAAUGGUCUCCUCUGAAUAAAUCUGGAAAGAAAUGUUAUGAUAUUGAUUUUUUGAAACAAAUAAAGGAAGAUCCUCUGUCCAAAAACAAACCAGAGGCUCCGUUGUUGGAAGCUUGCAAUGUCAUACGAACUACACCAAUGUUGGAACCCCUGCCUUUUGCUAAUAUUUCAAGACCAUCAAGUGAUAAUUUCUUCCCCUUUGGUAAGAGUUCUGGCUUGGGUUCAAGAAGCAAUACUCCUCGUGAUAUAAAGAGAGAAGGUAGAAAUAUGACACCAAGUGGACGUGGAAGCAUGAAAUUACCUGCUACAGCUAGUGGUAGCAAUCCCCACAAACCUGUUAUUCAUGUUUGUCUAAAUGAUGAUGUGAAAUUAAAUGAGUCUGAUUCUGCUUGGCGACCUACUAGAUAUGUUAGAGCAGAAAAUGCAGAUGAAGAAGAAGUGAAAACGCAGGAACUAUAUAAGAAAUUCCGAGGGAUUUUGAAUAAGUUAACACCCCAGAAAUUCGACACUUUACUGGAUAAAGUGAAAGCUCUUGAUAUUAACAACCAAAAACGACUCGAAGGAGUUAUUGAUUUGGUAUUUGAAAAAGCAAUUGAAGAGCCUAAUUUUUCCAAAGCUUAUGCUGCCAUGUGCCAUAAGCUGUCCAAACUGAAGGUUCCUGCUGACAACCCAACGAGACCUGAUGAAUGUGUCAAUUUCAGAGCCCUCAUUAUUAAUAAAUGCCAAAAUCAGUUUCAAACCGAUAAGAGUAAUGAACAAGUAAUGAAACUAGAGAAAGAAAUGACAGAAUGCUCUGAUCCUGCUAAGAAAAAGGAAAUACAAGCAAUGAUACAAGAGGAGCAUAGGCGUAUUAGGAUGAGAUCUGUAGGAAAUGUACGAUUUAUUGGUGAAUUGUACAAAUUAAAGAUGUUGACUGUAAAGAUUAUGGAAUAUUGUAUGAAUUAUUUGAUUGAUAUAUUGGAGGAAGAGAAAUUGGAGUGUCUUUGCAAAUUGCUCACAACCAUUGGUGAACAAAUUGAAAAUGAGCCACAGGAUCAUUUAGAUCCCAUUUUCAAGAAAAUGCAAGAUAUUGUCGAUCGUAGAUCUAACAAAAUUAGUAGUCGUGUAAGAUUUAUGAUUCAAGACGUUAUUGAACUUCGAAAAAGGAAAUGGGUCACAAAAAGCGUAAUAGAUACUCAGCCUAAAAUGAUGGACCAGAUCCAGAAAGAAGCCGAGCAACAACAACGUCAUAUUGAGCUGAUGAAUGCUAAUCCCAUGGGAGGCUUUCGACGUGACGAUGGAGGGCGAGGAAAACGUGGCGGCGACAACCGAAGACAAAAUACUAACCCUUACAUGGAUAAUAAUUGGAAAACGACAAGAACUAAUUUUGCUGUGGAUACUUCAAAACUAAAAGCCGUGUCACAGAAGGGUAUGCCAAUCAAGCUGGCUCCACACAACUCUGGAUGGAACCAUGGUUCGGGCACAAAAAAUACCGCCCAGGCGGCUGGUAGUAGUAAUUCAAUGAUAAGCUUGACUAAAAACAUGUACAGCAUUUUAGAGAAUGUGUCGACUGAACCAACUUCCCUCAGAGGUACUCAAGACCUAACACCUACUUAUCAUUCUAAAGGAGCAUCUAUUGAGCGAUCCACAUUUAAUUCAAGACCUGAAUUUAGUGCAACCCCAGGUAAUCGCUCUGAUUCAAUGGGACUUGGUCGCUCUAGUUCAGGUACUCGUAGUACAAGUGCUACAACAACACCUGCACCUGCUCCUACAGAAAAUGUGCAACCUCUGAAUGCUCCAGUACCGCAGGAGCCCAUUAGCGAAGCCAAGAAAGGAUCUGUCAAGUCUAUGAUUGAUCUUUGUCUCAUACACGCAUACUAUGAUGAAAUGAUUGUGGAAUUUAAAGAUGAGUUCAAACCUGAAAAUCAUGCUGCUGUAAUAAGUGAAAUAUUCAAUAUAGCAUUAGACAGGUCAGCAAAAGAGAUAGAAAUGAUUGUGAAUAUUGUACAAUUGUUGGUAUCAACAAAUACUGUCUCACCAGAUAAUUUACUAGAAGGCAUGAAAGAAACAUUUGAUUGUGCACCAGAUUUGUUUAUAGAUAUUCCCAUGCUGUACAAUAAUUUAGGCAAAUUUGUAAUGCCACAUAUUGAAAAGAAGCAUAUCACAUUUGUGCAGUUGUUUAAACUGUGUAACACAAUAGUAUCAUCAAAUCAUGGGCAUUUAUUACUAAAAGCUAUAAUUAAAGAAUUAAAAGAAAGUAUGGGACCUAAAUUUGUCAAGAGUAAAUGGCAAGAGUCCAACUUGAAAUUGGAACAGUGGAUGAAUGAGGAUCAGGUUUCAAAAUGGAUUGAAGAUAACCAUUUCGAAUUCCUUGAAGGUGAUGUCAAGUCUAGUGAGGAAGAAAAUAAGAAAAUUUUAUCACCAUCACAGACACAAGAUAAAUUACUGCAACUUAUGAAUACUGAUGAAAGUUGUGAAUGUAUAAAAGGAUGGGUACAGGAUAAAUUUGGAAAAUCAUCCAACGAAGAAUGGUUUAUGCGGUCUCUCAUACAAGCUAUUUGUGAGCACGCCUUAUUUGGUCCAGAGAGACGAGAUGUGCCACAUUUUAAUCGAGACCGUAUGAAUAAAUAUGCUAGCCUCAUUCAAGACUUUGGAGAGACCAAACAAAUUAGAGAAGCAAUUUGUUUAUUUGGCAUACAACAACUUAUACACAAACUAGAGCACCCCCAAGGUCUAUCAUUAGAAAUUUUCCAAUAUCUUCAUGAUCAAUACAUCAUCUCUUUAGAUGGUUUUAUAGCUUGGUGGGAAUCUGACAAAGAGCCAGAAGGCAAAGGUGUAAUGAUGAAGGCGUUGACAUCGUUCUUCAUGAGUAUCAAGGCAGAAGUGGAAAACGAAGAUUCUUGCAGCGAGGACUGACGAGGGAUCUCGCAGGCGGUUGUUGUACCCACGCCGCCCGCGCCCUCUUCGGGAUCAUCCACAUACGAUGUCUACUAUGUUAUAUUUUACUAAAUCAUCCUAAUAGCAACUGGUUGAUUUAUAUAAUUAUAAUUAUUAUUAAAAUGCUUAAUAUAACAAGCUAGAUAAUAAAGUUGUAUAAUAUUUUUGAAUGCUUUAUAUAGAUAUUUGUCAAUUUUCAUCAUUUGCUUAACAAAUUAGUUCCAUAAUCGUCUUUUGUCGAAAAGCUCUUUUUGGAUAGCGCAUUAAGUUGGUUUGCAUUUUAUUGGAUUAUUUUAUUAAAAUCUUCGUAUGAAUGUAUUAAAAUCGAAAUGUUCCUGAAUUUGAACUGGCUGCAAUAAUUUGUAUAAUUAUGAAAAAUCUGUUUUCUAUAUUAAAUAUCAUGGGAGACAAGCAAUACUAGUUGUUAGAGUAAAAUCGUUACUAUACUACAAUGAUGUCCAAUGCAUCGUUGUCUCAUGGGUGACUAGAUCGUUAUUGAUUACCUGUUAGUAGUGUUUUUCAGUUAUUCUCACAAUUUAAUACAUUUUUACAUAUCUUAUACAUAGACUAAUGCAAUAUAUAUUAUUUCAUUAAAUACCACAAUUAUAAUUCGUAAUUAUUAACCAUCGCGUAUUUUAAUGAAAAUUGUUUGCUAGUUGGAAUAUUUUAAUAGGAAAAUUUGCGUAGAUUCUAUUUAGAAUCUGGUGAACAGAGUAUAUAAAUAAAUAAAAGUUAACAUCUUGAAUGUAAAUCAACUGCGUAGAGCAAUAUUAUGGUACCCAAUAGUUAAGUUAGAUGUAAAAUACAUAUAUAAAGAUGUUAUAUGUAAUAAUAAUAAAUAAUAAUAUUAUAUAUUGCUAUCAUUAUCAUUACUCUGACCAUUAUUAUUUUAUUAUUAUUAUUAUUAUUAUUGGAUGAAAGUUACGAAGGCAUGAAAAAUGUUUUCGUAAUAGUUAACGUAUCGUUUUCUUUUUAGCUAUAAAUAAUACAACCGGCAGCACUUUUGUCAUAAUGUUGCAUAAAAUAUAUUAUUCAAUUGUAAUUUAAAUUUAAGAGUUCGACGAGUAAUGUUCAAGAUGAUUAAAUUACGGUUAAAUUCAUUUACAUAUGCGGUGCGGUACACUCGCAUUCGUAUUUGGGAUAUAAAAUACAUUAAAAUAUGGAAUAUAUAAUAAUAUUAUUGCUGUGACUAAUUGAUAUGGUUAUUAUGGUUUCACUUGACAUUUUUUUGAAUUCCGGUAUUUUCGUUAAUGUUGUAAUUUUUCUUCUAUAUAUCUAUUUAUACCAAAUCAAUUCUCCAAAUAGCACGCAAAUUUGAUUUUUAUAAAUUUUAAUUUUUUGUUUACUUUUAAUUUUUUAGGUUAAUUAUUUCAUAAAGUCCCAAUUAGUUCAAUCAACGUUUCAUAUCCUCGAUAUAUGUUAAUAGGCACAAAAAAAACUAUGGGCACAGAGCACCAUUUCAUAACAAUAAAAACAUGUAGUAAAUUUUAAUAUAGCAAGCCCUGUUUUGUCUCAAUAUAUUACUAUUGUUAUUUUUAUAUAGCUAAUCUUAUCAGUUAUAUAUGUUAUGUAAAUAUAUUAUACUGAAUUAUCCUGUUAAUAAUAAUUAUACUUGCUCGUUAUGUAUGUUUGGCAAAAUUUAUAUAGACCGAUUUGUCAGUUAACAAUAGCAGAGUUAUAAGAUAAGUACAUAGUUAUCGACAGAGCUUUUAUACAUCAUUAUAUAAUAUGUAUUCAUCGAGGAAUUUAGUUGAAACGUUAUUUAUUAUUGAAAUUUUAUAAAAAAAAACUAUAUAAAAUAAAUCUCUAGGUGGGAUUGAACAUAGACGUCGUUUAAUUUUUUUAAAUGUCCCACUUACACUUCAAUUACACCUUAAGGCCUCUGUAACUUGGACUAUAUUAACAUACUGCCAAUGAUAUUUAAUUUUAAUGUGGAAAAUUAAUUGCUGUGCAAUCAGAAUAAGUCUCACAUUUAGAGAGUAUACAGAAUUAUAUUUAAUUGAAAUAAAUCCCUAUUUAUAUUCACAAGUAAAAAUAUCACCCGAAGGUGGAUGUUUCAACAGUAAAAGGUGUACCGAAUUAAUAUUGUCAUACGCAAUUGAAUAAUGGACUGAAAUAUUAUUUAUUGAAACCAAAACGCAAUUUAGAAUGUGUUUGAGAAAUCCUCGAAAACUUGAGCGAAGCCUCUUGUAAAAUUGUAAUUUUAUGUAAUGUUUUUUGAGCUCAAUGAUGAGGGAGAUGAGCGGUGCAGGACCGGACAUGGUGCGAACCUCGAGAGAGAGCUAUGUCGUACAGUAGACGUAUAGGCUAGUAAUGAUGAAUAAUAUUUGUCUGUAUUUAACAUUAGCUUUUUACGAUUUGAACAUUAAAAAUUAACGCCAU
Messenger RNA from Bombyx mandarina (wild silkworm), 8629 nucleotides. Its product is annotated as eukaryotic translation initiation factor 4 gamma 3. Lineage: Eukaryota; Metazoa; Arthropoda; Insecta; Lepidoptera; Bombycidae. Gene Ontology annotation, cellular component: eukaryotic translation initiation factor 4F complex. Gene Ontology annotation, molecular function: mRNA binding; protein binding; translation initiation factor activity. The record is from RefSeq and is a predicted model, not a curated record.